Molecule: messenger RNA, 3843 nt
Organism: Linum trigynum
Lineage: Eukaryota; Viridiplantae; Streptophyta; Magnoliopsida; Malpighiales; Linaceae
Source: the annotation of a GenBank genome assembly
GCCUAUUUGGUGGCUAAAAAAGUCAUUUCUUUGUGCCAUGCAUUGUUGGAUGUGUUUGAUUAUCAUGAUUGGUUUAGGCCUGUUAUGUAAAGACUACUAUGUAGUUGAUCUUGGUAAUACAAUGAGCUUAUGACAAAAAAAAAAUUAUCCUUCUUGCCAGUCAUUCCUUAAUACUGCUUACACAUUUUCUAAAUUUUGACAUUUUGUUAUAACUAAUUAUAUUUUAGUUAGAUGCUUCCACACCGCUCUUCCAUUUGCAUUGUCCACAAUACAACUCCCAGAAUACAAUUAGGUUUUUUUAAUUAAUGGCCAUUAACAUUUGUGGAACUCUUACCCACUUUAAGCAGUAAAAGAGGACGCGAAAGGGAGAGAAGAAACAAAGCCCUCUAAAUUAUUUCUCUUGUUCUUGCUCCAUUCAUCUUUUCCAACCUUAAACUUUAAUUGGGUUUUUGCAAAUAGACAGCUUACACAUCUGUAGAAGGUAUGUGUUCUUCGUUAGAAUUAUUUUGAAUCAUUUAUUUUUUCAUUUUAUAUUUUCUUGGGUUUUGCAUUUCUAGAUUAUUGAAGAAUUACAUAAGAAAAUAUUGGUGGGUGAUUAAGAUCCAGAUACAAUAUGUCAAUCCCACACAACAAGAACAAAGACCCGAAAUCGAUGAAGGGUCUCUUAAAGGGCCUACGAUACAUUUCUCAGAUAUUUGAUGAAGAAAAGGAAGCGGAAAUGCAGAUUGGUAACCCUACAGAUGUUAAACAUGUUGCCCAUAUUGGUUGGGAUGGCAACAAUGAUAGUCCUCCCACUUGGAUGACUGAAUUUAAAGGACAGUCAGGAUCUAGUUCUCCCAAUGGGAAUCGAGACUUGAAUAAUAGUUCAUCAUCCUUGCAGUCUAUCCCUGAAGAGCAUAAGAGUGCUACAACUUCUCCAAGAAGGAAUGGCACCGUGCCACCGUCGGAGCAGCAAACAAAGUCAUCAAGACGACGAUCAUCAGGCAACGGUGAAGUAGAGAACAAGCAACACAAACAAACGAGGAAGGCUUCCAGAAACACAAAUAGGGAGGUCCAGAAUCAGGCUGAUGGUGCUUCCAAAUCAACAUCAAGAAGCAGUUCCAAGGAUGGAGAUGUUAACAAAGUCGAAGAUGCUCAUAAGAAAUCAGGGCGGCGAAAGAAAUCAAAAGAAUUGGUUGGGGCGAGUUCCAAAUCCAAGUCGAAAGCAACAACGUCGGGGAUCGGAGAUGGUCAUAAUGUCGUUGACGGCUUUAAGAGCGAGGUGUUGUCGGAGAAACAGAGUCAUAUAUCGAAUUCAAUAGUAUGAGAAGAGCGCGACAAUAGAUUCCCUUGAAGACGUUCACAAAGCUCAGCUUUGCAUGUUAUAUGGAAACAUCCUUUUUUGUUCCUUUCACUAUAUUGUAGCUAACUUGUGCGCUAGAUUGCUGUUAAUACGUAUCUCUUAUUCUAAGAAUAGCAACACCAACACGUACACUAUCUUUCUUCUCUCUUUUUUUUUUUUAUAGAAGACCAAGAUCAUUUUAUUCAACUGGUGGUGAUAAUGAAUUUAUCAUCUUUUCUUAAAUGUGAGAUAAACAUGGUGGCCUUUCUAUUCAAAUAUCAUCUUCCCUUCCCAAUUACAAUUUGUGGGUCAAGAGGUGAGCCCGUCUAUUUAAAUUUUUCUUUAUUUUAUAAUGGUGAAAUAGUUUAUUAAGUUUCGGAAAAAAAAAAACAGAGCAAAAGUCAAACAAACACACUAACUACAGCAAAGGGGAAGCCAACUGAACGGUCACCAACAUACAAACUGCCCAGCGAGCAGUUCCCACAAAAGCGCAAAACAAAUUCAAACAAUUAUAAAAUCUAACAGACACCAAGCUCAAGGAGAGUUAAGCACCACUCAAAGUCAAAAGCGACAUCAGUACAACAACUGAGCAAGACCCUCUUGCAACCGACCUCAAAUUUAUCAAGAUUCCCUAAUGCUUCACUGCUGCACUGCAACACCUGAUCUACCACACUAUUUGUGAAAACCUGCAGGUCAGGACAGAUGAUCCACACUUUCCUCUUCCUUGCAACACAUCACACAACGAUUUGGAAGCGCCCAGCCACGUUUCUUCAAAUUAUCCUGAGUUAGAAUCUUGUUAUGGUAUGCAAAUCUCCACUCUGAGGCUUUGUGAGGGUAUUUGAGGCUUAUCAACUCCCUCCACCAUUCAUCUCUCUCACGGGCAAAUCUCCACAACCAUUUAGCCACCAAAGCUGUAUUUCGGGUCUUUUUGGUGCCUUGCAAGUUUCCCAAGCCAUUAGAUGGAUCUUCCUCCCUUGACUCACCCUUGACCAGAUGAAUUCCUUCUAUCCUUUCCAACUUAGCGACUUUGCUGGCUGGUGCAAGAAAUAUUAAAAUUGCCACUCAUAGCUCCAUUCAAUUUAGUCUUUACUGGUGGGCAUCAACCCAAAUCUCUUUGCAAACAUCACCAAGCUCCAUAUAAGUUGUGUCUUGUUGAGCAUCUUUUGGAGAAAAACAGUCUUUAUCUUCAGUUGGUUUUCGUGGAAUCAGAAUCUUUAUGAUGCUCCUUUUGUCUUGUGGAUUGUAGUGUGUUUGUAGAAUGUACAAAUUCCACCUUUUCAGGAUUGAUUUUAUAUUAAUUUCGAGACUGAUAUGGUUAAUCACCUAGCUCUAACAUAGAAUUCUCCUCCCCAGUAUCAUUUUAUAUUCCCACUGCUAUUUUUUACUCAUUUCUCAUGUUCCAUCUUAAACCUGAUGCAAACAACUUCUUUGAUGUCAUAAUGCUUCUCCAAAAUCCAAAAACAUAACUGGGAUUGUAGUCCUCAAUCACUGCCAGUAGGUUUUUUAUUAGGAUAAGAUUUUUCUUUUAAAAAUCAAGGACCAACAAAGGAAAGGAAUUUGACCUAAUUCCAUACUUAUUUACCGAGUAAUGCUAGUUUAAAAUGGGUAUGAAUACUAUAACAACACCAUGGAUAUUGUCAUAGUAACAUUAGGGGUAAAGAGAAAUUAACAAUGUACAAUUAAAUCUAAAACAAAAAAUCAAAUCCUUCUCCGCCUUAUUCCAUCCAGAUCUUAAUUAUCUUCUUCAUCCCUUCCACCCCCAUGUUUCUUCUUUAUUUGGCGCAGGAGCCGGCGCCAAUCCACGUCGUUGUCUCCGCACUUCAGCUUCCUCACCAAUUUCUCCACCUCCGGCGGCUCGAAUUCCAUCUCCUCGUCCUCAAUUAUAGUCGACCCCGCCGGUUGCUUAAUCUCGGGCAUAUGCGCGGCCCACUGCAGCGGAGUUCCUUGAUACUCUGUCGGCAGAGGUGGGGGUGGAAGAAGCGUGUCGAAUGUAGCUUACGGAGGAGGCGGGGCAGGGGCAGUUGCGGGGAAAACAGAAGAAGAUGAGGAAGAGAGGAUCGCGGUGGCUGUAGGGGUGGAUAACGAGGGAGGGAUCUCACCAUGGGCGAAAUCGCUGUGAUCUCGGUGGCUGUAGGAGACUACACACACAAUUUAGUUCAAUUGCCCUUAUAUCCUAUGAGACCUAGUUGAUAAGAGUAUGUUCCCGGACAAUUGAAGUAGGGUAGAUCCAAGACAAGUAAUCUUAACUAUAUAUAUAUAGUGAUUGCUUCGGUGCACUCACAGAAAUGAGUGCAUUCAAUGCACUCGGCUCAAAAUCUAGUAUUAAGGUGUCGGAUUUUGAAUUUUAAUUUAUAUAAUUAGUGUAAAUGAUGAUAUAACAUAUGCUAACAACUAAUUAGCGGAUUACCCUAAGCCCUAGACCUCCAAUUUUGAGUUCUAUCCCUAAACCCCAAAUUGUAAACCCUAACCCUAACCCUAAAUCUCUAAACUCUAAAUCCUUCAAAUUAAAGUAAAUCUUUAAU